Pelodiscus sinensis (Chinese soft-shelled turtle) is the source of this 3252-nucleotide messenger RNA. Lineage: Eukaryota; Metazoa; Chordata; Testudines; Trionychidae. The record is from RefSeq and is a predicted model, not a curated record.
ACCAUUCCAUUUUUCCAUCUAGUGUGGUUCAGAUCUAACAUGCCUCUGAGUGUUUUACCAUAACAGAAUCAUUAAGGUCCAAAAGUCAACAGUACCAAAGGAACUCCUCCAAGGGGUUUACGGUUUUUAUAGAUUACAAUAGCACCUAGUGGUUCCAAUCAAGACCAGGACCCUAUAAUGACACUGUAAUAGUCAACACCUGAUCCUAAGUCUAUUGUCUUUAUUGAUGCAAAAUAAAUGUGGGAAACUGAAGUGGGAAGAGGAAGUGAAAACAGUAGUAAGGCGAGACUAGAAGUCUGCAUCUUAGUGAGUGUCUGUCUUAUUUUACAGCUGCACUGUGAUAGCUAUUCCCUUCUUGAACAGUAAUACUAUCAGCUAUACACCUGCCUUCCAAAAAUCACAUGGGCAUGAGAUAAUCUAUAAGGUGUCCAGCAGAAAUCAUGAAAUGAUAUAAGGAGAGGGGUGAGACACCAGCUGUGGUAUCUUCCUCCCUGGCUCUCUGGAUAUGGAGUGCCUGUUGAGGAUUAAAGCACUGUGGUUGUGGGAUGCAGACAAGAAGAGGACAUACAGAAAUCUUUCAUUAUUAGUAAGCUGGAUGGAGAAGGGGGACAGUUGUUUAAUACCCUACUCUAUUUUGAGGAAGAGCUGGUUGCAGGGCAUAAAUCUUGGUAAGACUAGAGCUUCUGACACUUUACAUGUAUGUUUAGACUAGUCUUACAAAGGCAGAGGCCAUCUCUUUAAUGUAGCUGUAGGGUGGUCAAAAUCAAGGUUUUAGAGUGCUGAAUGUAAAUACUAACCCUCUUCUCCUCCUCUUCUCCCCCACACACCAGUAAUGGAGUUCGCUGCUAAUUUUGCUAAUAUGACCUAGCCCUUGAAACCUUCCAGUAUUACACUUUGUUAGUGUCUGUUUCUAUCUUAAAAUGCUCCAUUUUGCAAAAUGGGCCAGUCCUCCUGCUGUCAGAUUUGUGGAAACCAUAGAGUAAGAUGAGCUGGCUUCUCUCAAUGUGAACAGGAACAUUCAAUCUCACGAACUAACCUCACCUGUCUUUCAGAAGGGGCCUCUUUAUGUAAAGAGGACCUUGAAGCCUGCUGCUUCACUCACUUCAGAACCUGGAAAGGAAGUGGUAACUGUCAGCACUGAAAUGCGAAGUGUACCUGUUUCCCAGUUAAAGUGCUAUUUCCACUUCUAGCUAUGCAAGCAAACCCAGUAGGAGGCUUGCUAUAAAAGCGCACAGGUUGCUACCUUAAACCUCACGGUUUGAUGUGCAGUGAGUAAUUGCUAUCCACAAUCUUUGCAAUUACAUAUGGAACAGAAAAUGUUAAUGAGUUAAAUAGGCCUUUGGAUGUCUGAAUAUUCAUUUUCUGUGCAUAACCUUCAUAAAGGAACACUAGGCUAGAACAGCAGAUCCCUUUCACCAUCUGGUACUGUCUUGCUUAAUAUAAGUUCACUAAUUCUAUAAACUGUGUUGCCUCCAGCCUAGACAACAGCUGAAGAUGUUGAAGACAGUCAACAUGAUUCGAGGCAAAUACUAAUUUAAAAUUACUAUUGCAUAGUUGGAAGGACUGAAGAAAUAGUUAAACAGUGAAGAGCGAUCAACCUCUCAGGGCAGCCUCCAUACCCUUUGUUGUUAUGGCAGGGGGAAGGCGGGGCCCUAACCGGACAUCUUACUGCCGAAAUCCUCUUUGUGAAACUGGGGCUCCUGGGGGUACUGGACAUUCCACAAGUUCAUCGGUCACUGGUGUGCGCUCACGUACCAGAAGCGGUAGUAAUUGGUGGGUAGGCCUCUCCUGCCCUCCUCUGGCAACCCAGACAGUGGUUCCCCUCCGGCACUGUAAGAUCCCAGAGCUGCCUGUGGAGCGGAGUAUCUUGUUUGAACUUCAGCUCUUCUUCUGCCAUCUCAUCGCUCUAUUUGUCCACUACAUCAAUAUCUACAAAACUGUGUGGUGGUACCCACCCUCCCAUCCUCCAUCACACACCUCACUGAACUUUCAUCUCAUUGACUUCAACGUGCUGACGGUGACGACAAUCGUCUUAGCGCGCAGGCUGAUCGGUGCCAUUGUGAAGGAGGCUUCACAAAGUGGCAAAGUCUCCCUGGCACGUUCCAUUUUCCUUGUGAUGACUCGGUUUGCAGUCCUCACUGGGACAGGCUGGAGCCUGUGCCGAUCAAUAAUUCACCUCUUCAGAACCUAUUCGUUCCUCAAUCUCUUGUUCCUGUGUUACCCGUUCGGCAUGUACAUUCCUUUUCUGCAGCUGAACUGUGACCUUCGGAAGACGUCCCUCUUCUCCCAAGUGGCUAACAUUGGCCCUCAAGAGACGGGGGAAGUAAACUCCAGGAGUAAAGACUAUCUAACCGUUUUAAAAGAGACCUGGAAGCAGCAUACCAAACACAUAUACGGCAUGGAGGCCAUGCCCACCCAUGCCUGCUGCCUCUCCCCAGACCUCAUCCGCAGUGAGGUGGAGUACUUGAAGAUGGACUUUAACUGGAGGAUGAAAGAGGUGCUGGUGAGCUCCAUGCUCAGUGCCUACUAUGUGGCCUUCGUGCCUGUCUGGUUUGUGAAGAACACUCAGUACUACGACAAACGGUGGUCGUGCGAGCUGUUCCUGCUGGUGUCCAUCAGCACCUCGGUGAUUCUGAUGCAGCAUCUCUUGCCUGCCCGUUACUGCGACCUCCUCCACAAAGCUGCAGCGCACCUGGGCUGCUGGCAGAAAGUCGACCCAGCCCUGUGCUCCAAUGUGCUACAGCAUCAGUGGACCGAAGAAUGCAUGUGGCCCCAGGGGGUGCUGGUGAAACACAGCAAGAACGUGUACAAAGCCGUGGGCCAUUACAACGUGGCUGUGCCAUCUGAUGUCUCACACUUCCGCUUUCAUUUCUUUUUCAGCAAACCCUUGAGGAUCUUGAACAUUUUAAUUCUGCUGGAAGGAGCCGUCAUCUUCUACCAGCUCUACUCCCUGAUCUCGUCAGAGAAGUGGCACCAGACCAUCUCACUGGCUCUGAUCCUCUUCAGCAAUUAUUACGCCUUCUUCAAGCUGCUGCGUGACCGGCUGGUCCUGGGAAAAGCGUACUCAUACUCUGCCAGCAGAGACUCAGAGCAGAAGCUCAAUUAAAUCACACAGCUGCUCAGCUUGUAUUACAAAAAAACCUGAAAAAAACCACAAACAACCUCAGAGCUUUGUAUUUUUGUUACCACUGCUUUUUUUCUUUGAUAACUGAUAUAAUUAAAAGGAAAAAAAACAUAUUUUUGUACUCCCAA